Molecule: messenger RNA, 5715 nt
Organism: Hyla sarda
Lineage: Eukaryota; Metazoa; Chordata; Amphibia; Anura; Hylidae
Gene: GALNT9
Product: polypeptide N-acetylgalactosaminyltransferase 9
Exons: 11
Coding region: 1029-2843 (604 amino acids)
Cellular component (GO): Golgi apparatus
Source: RefSeq, a predicted model, not a curated record
CUACACACACACACACACAAAUACACACACAAGCAGGCAUAAUAUUUAGCUACAAUAGUCUUGCUGCCAAACUGUUUUCUAAUGAUGUGUUGUCUAAGGAAGGUUAAAACUAUACCCUGGCAUAAUGUGUAGCUUUUCCUUGUACAUAGUAUUUAGAGGCUGCAGUCGGCUCCUUCUACAUCAGAGAGAAAACCAGUGACGGGAGGUGGUGCUGAAAUAGACAGCUCCCUGUACCAGAGCACCACAGAGCACCGGAGAGCUACAGGAGGGACGUGGUGUUGAAAGGACAGCUCCCUCCGUAUACAGACAUAUAGGAGGCAGGUGGUGCUGAAAGGACAGCUCCCUCCGUAUACAGACAUAUAGGAGGCAGGUGGUGCUGAAAGGACAGCUCCCUCCGUAUACAGACAUAUAGGAGGCAUGUGGUGCUGAAAGGACAGCUCCCUCCAUAUACAGACAUAUAGGAGGCAUGUGGUGCUGAAAGGACAGCUCCCUCCAUAUACAGACACAGAGGAGGCAUGUGGUGCUGAAAGGACAGCUCCGUAUUCCAGGGCAGAGAGGAGGCAUGUGCUGCUGAAAGAACAGCUCCAUAUACCAGGACAGAGAGGACGCAUGUGCUGCUGAAAGGACAGCUCCAUAUACCAGAACACACAAAGCAUUGGAGACACAGAGGAGAGAUGUGGUGCUGAAAGGAUAGCUUCAUACUCCAGCACUGGCCAUAUACACACCAAAGGGAUGUUGUGCUGAACACUACUUGACACCCCUAGAGCUUACUGGUACUCUCUAGUCACAUACAUUUAUGUGUAGCUAGCUUCCCAUUCAUUUCUUCUAGUGUAUAUGUCCUCUCCACAACAGGCUGUUAAGGCUAUAGCUGUAUAUACUUGUGGAGUUAAAAGGUCAGCUAUAAAUGUAUCAGACCCGGUGUCUGACCCUACAUGAGAUGCCACUUGGUUCCUGACUGCUCUGUUGGGGCUCAGUGUAAAUGAGAGACUUCACUUGGGAUGCCCUGAUGCUGGAUCUCCACAGAUUUCAUGGCGGUGGCACGAAAAAUCAAAACUUUGCUGACUGUGAAUAUCUUGGUUUUUGUGGGGAUCAUACUGUUUUCGGUUUACUGCAGGAUCCAGGACAGAUCCCAGGAGCUGGUGCAGAUUGUGAGAAGUUCUGACCGCAGAGUAAGGAGCAGGAACACCAAAGUGGGAGCUUUGGUUGACCGAGAGUCUAUUCUUCAAAGACUGGAUCACCUAGAGGAAGUAGUUUACAACCAACUAAAUGGGCUAGCAAAACCAAUGGGGCUCGUAGAAGGACCUGGUGGACUCGGGCAAGGUGGAAUGGCAGCAACUUUGAGAGAUGAUAGCCAUGAAUCAGAAACCAAAUAUGAAGAAUAUGGCUACAAUGCCCAACUAAGUGACAGAAUAUCUCUGGACAGAUCAAUUCCAGAUUACAGACCCAAAAAGUGUAAACAGAUGAGUUAUCCCGAUGACCUGCCUCAGAUUGCUGUGGUGUUUAUCUUUGUAAAUGAAGCUUUGUCGGUCAUUCUCCGUUCAGUGCACAGUGUGGUCAAUCACACUCCUUCUCAUCUGCUGAAAGAGAUCAUCCUAGUAGAUGACAACAGUGACAACGUGGAACUGAAAUUCAACUUGGAUCAAUAUGUGAAUAAGAGAUACCCUGGCCUUGUAAAAAUAGUUCGUAAUACCAGACGAGAAGGACUAAUUCGAGCUCGGAUACAAGGAUGGAAGGCAGCCAGUGCACCAGUAGUAGGAUUUUUUGAUGCACAUGUGGAAUUCAACACUGGAUGGGCAGAGCCUGUUAUCACAAGGAUCAAAGAAGAUCGUAGACGAAUAAUUUUACCAGCAAUCGACAAUAUCAAAUACAACACAUUUGAGGUGCAGCAAUAUGCUAAUGCUGCACAUGGAUAUAACUGGGGCUUAUGGUGCAUGUACAUUACGCCUCCUCAGGAUUGGCUAGAGAAAGGGGAUGAGUCUGCUCCAAUCAGAACCCCAGCGAUGAUUGGCUGCUCCUUUGUGGUGGAUCGAGCUUACUUUGGAGAUAUUGGGCUGCUGGAUCCUGGCAUGGAGGUGUACGGAGGAGAAAAUAUUGAGCUUGGCAUGAGAGUGUGGCAGUGUGGCGGAAGCAUGGAAGUUUUGCCUUGCUCCAGAGUUGCCCAUAUUGAACGCACAAAGAAGCCUUACAAUAAUGACAUUGACUACUAUGCAAAGCGUAAUGCCCUACGGGCUGCAGAAGUCUGGAUGGAUGAGUUCAAGUCACAUGUUUAUAUGGCAUGGAACAUACCAAUGACAAACCCAGGGGUCGACUUUGGUGAUGUCUCCGAAAGACUGGCUCUUCGGCAUAAACUGCAGUGUCGCAGUUUUAAAUGGUACCUGGAGAAUGUAUACCCAGAAAUGAGAAUCUACAAUGAUACCAUUAACUAUGGCGAGCUUCGUAACAGUAAAGCUACAGGUUAUUGUCUUGAUCAAGGUUCUGAAGAUGACAAUAAAGCCAUUUUGUACCCCUGCCAUGGCAUGUCCUCACAGUUGGUAAGGUACAGCACUGAAGGGCUGCUACAGCUGGGUCCCCUUGGCUCUACUGCCUUCUUACCAGAUACAAAGUGUCUCAUUGACGAUGGCAAAGGAAGAACCCCAACUUUAAAGAAAUGUGAUGAUGUCCCAAGACCAACUCAGAAACUCUGGGAUUUCACACAGAAUAGCCCCAUUGUCAGUCGGGAUACAGGUCGCUGCCUGGAGGUGGAGAUGUCCAAGGAUGCCAAUUUUGGACUGAGGCUAGUGGUGCAGAGAUGCUCAGGACAGAAAUGGAUUAUAAGAAAUUGGAUAAAACAUGGUCGGAAUUGAUGGCUAUGGGAGAAAGGGUGUUCUAUUUAGACCUGAGAAACAUACAAAGAUGCCUUCUUGGUUGAACACAAGAAUAGAAGACAUUUUGUACCAUUUGUUCAUGGACUACUGAACAUUACAUGAUAAUAGCCAUCCCACCAUGUGGAUAGGCUGACAUGGAUCCUGUGUGGAAAUACCAAAAGGAAGAGAUGGACAGAGCACGUCAAAGUUGGAGGAUUAAAAGACUGGAAAGAGUUUGUAUGUCCUUAGGAGAUAAAUGAAAAGCUUCUCUCUGCUGGUAAAUUUUAUGUUACAGACUGGUGCACAAUUCCUACAAUGAAUGAUCAUGUGCCUUUUUAUCGUACUUCCUAUACAAGAGAAGAUAGCAUCCCUCACAUCAGCAUGUGUGAUUAGUUGUGCUAAAUAAUAUGUAAAUAAGAUGCAAAUGUAAGUAAGCAAUAAUCACCAAUGGGCAAAAAAUCGAUUCGCUGUCAUUACCCCAAUGGUUUGGUAAAAGCAUUGACGUGAUCAUUGUUCAGGUAUGGCUUGGUCAUAGAGAAGUUCUUCAUUUGUACUGCUGUUACAAUGUAACAAACCAAAUGUAUUCCUACAGAUACAAAUUCAUUCGUAGGUAAAUAGUUGAAUUAUCGGAUUCUUCUAUCCGUACAAUAGAGCUUCAAAUACUCUGACCUUCAUCUACGUGAUGGCUGGUUUAUGAUUCAUGUGCAACAUCUUAAUGAACACAUCAGGUUUAUUCACCAGUGUUGUCUCAUAUAAAGAAUUACUAGUCUAGUCAAAGGCUUUACUGAAGUUCAAACCUUUAUGACCAAGGAAUAGUUUGGUUAAAAAACAAGGGGAAAUUUAUAAAGCCGGUAUUUCUGGCUCUGGGCUUUAAAAAGCCACACUUUUUUUUGCAAACCCCUUUUCAACUUUACACCCUGCUUGCCAAGUGGGCAGAACUUUGAGUAAGAGUGGGUGUAGAAGGUACAACCGCAACCCAAUUUUAUUACAAUUUAUGCUAGAGAGCUGGCGUAAAUUAUAGCUGAAAUCUACGCUAGCCUGGAAUAGCUUAGGUUUCACAUCACGGUGCACUGGCAGCCGCUGAAGUCCCUGAUUUAUUAGGAGGUGUGUACCUCGAAAUAAAUCAAACUAUAUAUAUCAGUUGCAUUGCGGUUUGUAACAGUAUCACGUCACUUUUCAAUAGUAAGUAAUGGAAGAAUUUAAUUGCAGUACUGGAAACUGCAAUGUAACCUGAGUAAAUUCCCCCCCAUAAUAUUUUAGUCGAGCUUCCAAGAAAAUGUAAAUGUAAAAACAAACAGUGUGUUGCGUUGCAGUUGAAUUAUAGUUGGCCAUAUGCGGUAAGUACUUUUGAAAGCUGCUGUUUAUCAAGUUGGUUUUUUUUGUCUUGUUUUUUUUUCAUAACGCAUGCCAGUUUUAGGUAAUAAACAAUUAGGAUGUAAUUGCGAAAACUGACAAGUAUUAAAAAUAAAACCCAGGUUAAAGGGGUAUCCCGACUUUAGGUAAAAUAAUAGAAAUGCUGUAGAAGCAUAUAACUUGUCUGUCUCAGUUCUAAAACCAGUCAAAAUCUAUUUGCCUUGUGUGUCUGUGGGUCUGUCCUAUGUUAGUCAAUCACUGUGCUUCCUGUUUGACCAGUUGUUUAGUACUACAAUUGCCAGAAUGCAAUGGUUUUCCUCACCUCUUCAUCACAGUUCUCUCACCCUGCUCACUCCCCUCAUACAGCACUCCUUCCAGUUUCCCACCCAGAGCGGCUUCAGAAUAUUAUGUAGCACAGUAGACUCUCCACACAGCAAGUCUGUAAAAGCUGCUGUGUUCAUUGCAUGUCUGCUCCUCUGUCUGUGGCAUUGCUCAGCACAAGGUAGCAUGCUGUAAACACAUCUCAUUCUUCUCCAAAUGUCCCAAUAAAGAUAUAUAAGUGUAUAUGACAAUGGAACGACAAUGGGAUGGGUUGGGCUACAGCUCAGAGACAAGAUCCAGCCAAGCUUCCUGAGACAAGAGAGGAUGAUAUGUUGUCUUGAGAGAGAGGGAGGAGCCGGGAAGUGGGAGACAACACUACAUUGAAAAUGAAAGAAUUACACAACUUCCUGUCGGGUGAAUCAAGCAAAAGCACACUGAAGCCAGUACAAUAUGUGAUAACACUAUGUUAGUAAGUAAUUAACGGUAUCUUGGGGUGAUAGUUUUAUUUAAAAACAAUUUUUAUAUACCCCCUAGAAUACCCCUUUAACAGCAGCAUUUCUAAGGUAUUUACUGUAUAUUGCCAACUGCUAUUCAAUCUUAUUGUGUGUUUUUACACUAACUGAUUUAUAUCCAGUGUUUAUUUAUUAUAAAGCAGAGUGAUCACUGUUCAGGGGAAAGGAUACUUUGGUCCAUACUUUUCAAGAACAGAACCACUGUGGUCCAUAAACUGUGUCUGAUAUUACAGCACAACCCUAUUAAACUGAAUGAGUUGCAAUACCAGACACAGCUUGUGGACAGGAGUGGUGUUCUUGAUUGAAAAUACAAUUUCUUUUACCUCAUCUUAGAUAACCACUUAUUUAGAAUGUUAAACUCAAGAAAUGACAAAGAAAGACAAAUAAUUCCUAUAACGACUAUAAAGAUUAUAGCACGGACUAGUUAAAAACGUCUUGGCCCCUCACAUAUUAGUUUGUGUAUUUUUGACUAUAGACAUCAGUUACAACAGCGCUUUACUUGCAUCAGUUGUCCAAUGGAGAUUAUUGUGUAUAAACAAAUACAAAGCAUUUUUCACCUUUUUGGGAUCAAUCUUGUGAUUCACAUUGCCUAGACUGAUAUAAAACUGAAAGGAAAGUAUGUUAUGUCAGUCACCAUUUUAAGUCCUGAAAUUCUUCAAACAAUUAAAAAUGUCUACUGGAAAUUG